This is a messenger RNA of Physella acuta, 977 nucleotides long. RefSeq names its product procathepsin L. The record is from RefSeq and is a predicted model, not a curated record. Gene Ontology annotation, molecular function: cysteine-type peptidase activity. Lineage: Eukaryota; Metazoa; Mollusca; Gastropoda; Physidae. Gene Ontology annotation, biological process: proteolysis.
UGAAACUAGCCGUUGUUCUGGCGCUCAUGGCCGCCGUGACCUGCUUCCAGUUGGAUAGUCAGUGGGCCAAGUUCAAGGCCACCUACAAGAAAAAUUACAAGGACCCUCGCGAGGAAAUAAUGAGGCGUAAGAUUUGGGAGACCAAUCUUCAGCGCAUCGAACAGCACAACGCCAAGUACGAGAAAGGUGAAUACAGCUAUUAUCUUGGUGUCAACAAAUAUACUGAUAUGAACGAGCAAGAGUUCUCCGAGACCAUGAAUGGGUACCGCCGUUCUAACAAGAAUAAACACAGCAAUCUCUUACAUGUGGCUGGUGACGUGAAAGACUUACCUGAUGAGGUAGACUGGAGAACCGAAGGUUACGUCACAGACGUCAAGGAUCAGGGAGUUUGCGGAUCUUGCUGGGCGUUCGCUACCACAGGCGCCGUAGAAGGUCAGAACUUCAAGAAAACUGGAACCCUUACAUCACUGUCAGAGCAGAACCUGGUAGAUUGUUCUGGGAAAUUCGGCAACAAUGGCUGCAAUGGCGGACUCAUGCCGUAUGCCUACGAGUAUAUCAAAGAGAACGACGGAAUUGAUACUGAAGCCUCGUACCCGUACGAGGGCGUUGAAAGUUUCUGUCGCUUCCAACCCUCCAACGUCGGCGCUAACGUGACCGGGUAUAUUGAAGUCAGGUACGAGGAUGAGGACGCUCUACAGGAUGCUGUGGCUAACGUAGGACCAGUCUCCGUCGCCAUACACGUCACUUCUAAAUUUCAGCAAUACAGCGGUGGUGUUUUCUACGACACUGACUGUAACCCUGACCUUGUUGACCACGCCGUUCUGGUUGUUGGCUACGGCACCUACCAGGGGGAUGAGUACUGGCUGGUCAAGAACAGCUGGGGUGAAUCAUGGGGGAUCAAGGGCUACAUCAUGAUGGCCAGAAACAAGAACAAUCACUGCGGUAUCGCCACGGCCGCAAGUUACCCGACAGUUUAG